GGUUUAUAGUGAAUUUAUCAUAACGAAUUUUUGUUCAUUUACGUGGCAAGUGAAUUUAAAAGUUAAUUAAUUAUGGCCGACGAAGAAGUUCAAGCUCUUGUUGUUGAUAAUGGAUCGGGUAUGUGUAAAGCUGGAUUCGCUGGUGAUGAUGCACCAAGAGCAGUAUUUCCUUCUAUUGUUGGACGACCAAGACAUCAAGGUGUGAUGGUUGGUAUGGGUCAAAAAGACAGCUACGUUGGUGAUGAAGCACAAUCGAAACGUGGUAUCCUCACAUUGAAGUAUCCAAUUGAACACGGUAUCGUGACUAACUGGGAUGACAUGGAGAAGAUCUGGCAUCACACCUUCUACAACGAGUUGCGUGUUGCCCCAGAAGAACAUCCCGUACUGUUGACUGAAGCUCCAUUGAAUCCGAAAGCUAAUCGUGAGAAGAUGACCCAAAUCAUGUUCGAGACAUUCAACACUCCAGCCAUGUAUGUCGGUAUCCAAGCUGUGUUAUCAUUGUACGCAUCCGGUCGUACAACUGGUAUUGUGUUGGACUCUGGUGAUGGUGUCACACACACUGUGCCAAUCUAUGAAGGUUAUGCCCUACCACAUGCUAUCCUGCGUCUAGAUCUGGCUGGUCGUGAUUUGACUGACUACCUGAUGAAGAUCUUGACGGAACGUGGUUACAGCUUCACUACAACAGCUGAGCGAGAAAUCGUGCGUGACAUCAAGGAGAAAUUGUGUUAUGUAGCUUUGGACUUCGAACAGGAAAUGGCUACUGCUGCAUCCAGCUCCUCUUUGGAGAAGAGCUACGAAUUACCUGAUGGUCAGGUGAUCACCAUUGGUAACGAGCGAUUCCGUUGUCCUGAAGCAUUGUUCCAACCAAGCUUCUUGGGUAUGGAAUCUGCUGGUGUUCAUGAGACCACAUUCAACUCAAUCAUGAAAUGUGAUGUUGACAUUCGUAAAGAUUUGUAUGCGAACACUGUAUUGUCAGGUGGUACAACAAUGUUCCCAGGUAUUGCUGAUCGUAUGCAGAAAGAGAUUACUGCAUUGGCACCGAGUACAAUGAAAAUUAAGAUAGUUGCUCCACCUGAACGUAAAUAUUCAGUUUGGAUUGGUGGUUCAAUUUUGGCUUCAUUGUCUACUUUCCAACAGAUGUGGAUUUCCAAGCAAGAAUAUGAUGAAUCUGGUCCUGGUAUUGUUCAUCGUAAAUGCUUCUAAAUCAUAUCAUAAA
Messenger RNA from Schistosoma turkestanicum, 1216 nucleotides. The record is from the annotation of a GenBank genome assembly. Lineage: Eukaryota; Metazoa; Platyhelminthes; Trematoda; Strigeidida; Schistosomatidae.